Molecule: messenger RNA, 1302 nt
Organism: Aspergillus thermomutatus
Lineage: Eukaryota; Fungi; Ascomycota; Eurotiomycetes; Eurotiales; Aspergillaceae
Product: heme-dependent oxidative N-demethylase family protein
Exons: 4
Coding region: 1-1302 (433 amino acids)
Source: RefSeq, a predicted model, not a curated record
AUGCUUCCUGAACUUGUGCAACUCGGCCAGCUUCACAUCAAACAUGCAGCAUCUCUGUGUUUGGUAGCAACCUUUAUCUGGCUUGCUACUACUGUGUUUCGCUUCUCGAACAAAGGAAGUGACAGAAGAUCAGCUCAAGAUCUCGAGAGGAAAUCGUCUUCGACAUCAAAGUUUCAAAAGCCUAACAGGAAACCCGGAGAAUGGAUACCCUCAGACUUCAAGAGGCCGACCGCCUCUCCAUAUCCGGACUGGGAUGUCCAUGCGACCAAACCGAUCCCAUAUCGACCUUUCAGAUAUGGCCCGAAGUAUUUCAUCACGAUGGGGCUGAGAAGCAUGAAGUGGGAUGAAUGGAUCGGUAAGGCAUCUUCACAGGUCACAUCCAUGGCUGCAGAGAAGCUGACAGAAGCUCUAGAGCUGGACAACCACUACCUACGGUAUCACGCCGACAAAGCACGUCGAAUCAAGGAAAGGGGAGCGAAAUGCUGCAGAACCGGCCCCGAGGCGAUGGACGGCGCGAUUGAGCUGCUGGAAGAGCUCUCCUCCUACCUCCCCGAAAGAUACCCCUCCAUGUUCCGCAAAACCGCAACAGGCAUCGACAACACCAUCACCGGCGAAUCAUUCAACAUCACCCAGCGCCCACUCCCCGAAGACCCGAUGGCGACCUGCGCGCGGCUCGUCCAAGACGACCUCGCGCUCAUGUUCGAGAAGCCAGACGGCGAGUACUACCUCCUCGCGGGCGCGAUCCUGCUCGCCGGCUUCUGGCGCCUCGAAGACAAAUACGGGAUGCGCCUAUCAGAGAUCCACACCUCCGGCGACGUCCCCGGCUUCAAAACGAAGCUCGAAAAGGGCAUGAUGAACUUCUUCCGCCGGAUCAGACCCGAAGACCCUGUUCUCCGCAACAACUAUUUCAUCCAGGUCGACGACGAGCUCGCCUGGUCGCAUAGUAUCGGGUCCGAGGACGCGCCCGAGGUCUCGUGGAACACCGCGCAGAAGAACAAGGCGAUCGAGCACCAUUACUUCCGGUCGGAGAGGCAGAGUCUGCGCCGGCUGCCGCGGUCCGGGGCGGUGGUGUUUACCAUCCGGACGUACUUUGAGCCUAUCACGGAGAUUGUCAAGGAGCCGUACGUGCCUGGUCGGCUGGCGUCUGCGAUUCGGAGUUGGGAUGGGGAUGUAUCGCGGUACAAGGGGCGGGAAAGGUACGAGGAGGUGCUGCUGGAGUAUCUGGAUAAGAAGCAUGAGGGGCAGGUUGCUGCGGGCCUGGAUAUGGACAAGGAGGAUGAGGUUCGGAGUUACCCUUUUUGA